AUGGACAUCAUUGUUGGACUUGAAAGUUCCAAUUUCUGGAGAGAGAAAGCGGGAGAGAGAGGGAUCGGGGAAGAGAAUGGGGUAUCGGACCUCUCGUUAUUGCCGGAAUGUUGCAUUUCGGAGAUCAUAUCAUUGACAUCACCCACGGACGCAUGCAGAGCACCGUCGAUCUCAUCGGUGUUCAAGUCAGCUGCAGAUUCCGACACUGUGUGGGAGAAAUUCCUGCCGUCCGAUUAUACGGAAAUCCUAUCGAGGUCCGUCGCUCCGGUGGUUUACUCCACCAAAAAGGAACUCUACUUUCGCCUCUGUGACACUCCAAUCCUCCUUGAUGCAGGCAAUCUGAGCUUCAUGCUGCAUAAAUGGAGCGGGAAAAAAUGUUAUAUGAUACCAGCAAGAGGGCUUUCGAUUGUGUGGGGAGAUACGCCACAGUACUGGAGGUGGACAUCUUUGCCUGAAUCAAGAUUCUCUGAGGUGGCUGAGCUCCUGAAUGUGUGUUGGCUUGAUAUUGGAGGCAAGAUGCAAACCCAAAUGCUGUCUCCAAAGACCACAUAUGUAGUUUACCUUGUCUUUGAACUUGCAGAGAGGAACUAUGGGCUUAGAGUCUCAUCAAAGGCAUCACUUAGAUUUGUUGGGGAAAGCCAAGAAGAGGCUGGAUGGUUGACCAACACAGUUUACUUGGGAUUGCCUGAACGUAGGCGAGGAUUGCGUAGAAGUGCAGCUAGACAACCUAAUGGUUGGCUUCCACAAAGGAGAGUAGAUGGGUGGAUGGAGAGUCAGCUGGGGGAGUUUUUUAAUGAUCAUGGAGUUCACGUUGAACUGGAGAUGCACUUAAAUGAGAUCGAACAUGGUCAUUGUAAGUCUGGCCUCAUUGUCAAGGGCAUUGAGCUUCGGCCUAUAGAAUAAAAGUAAUGCUACGCUAACUAAAUUUUGGGAUUAAAUUUAAAGUUCAAAUAACAUGACAACAUGUUAUUUGGAGUUUUUAUUGGGAUUCAAAUAAAAUGACACAAAAAAUAGAAGCUCAAGUCAACUGUCAUAUCAUUUAAACUCUAAAUUUGAUUCCAAAAUGUAGUCACCUUAGCAUUACUGAGAGAGUGAAUUGAAAA
Molecule: messenger RNA, 1103 nt
Organism: Ilex paraguariensis (yerba mate)
Lineage: Eukaryota; Viridiplantae; Streptophyta; Magnoliopsida; Aquifoliales; Aquifoliaceae
Source: the annotation of a GenBank genome assembly